This is a messenger RNA of Penicillium verhagenii, 1968 nucleotides long. Its product is annotated as SKN1/KRE6 family beta-glucan synthesis-associated protein. Gene Ontology annotation, cellular component: endoplasmic reticulum membrane; plasma membrane. Bases 1 to 1968 code for a protein of 655 amino acids. Lineage: Eukaryota; Fungi; Ascomycota; Eurotiomycetes; Eurotiales; Aspergillaceae. The transcript is spliced from 6 exons. The record is from RefSeq and is a predicted model, not a curated record. Gene Ontology annotation, biological process: fungal-type cell wall organization; (1->6)-beta-D-glucan biosynthetic process. Gene Ontology annotation, molecular function: glucosidase activity.
AUGACGGACCAGUAUUCGAAUUCCUCCUUGCGACCCGAUAUGCCUCAUAUCAGACUCAAUUCGGGUCGUCAAGACCCGUUCAUUGAGUCUGAUGAAGGUUACGCACCACUCACAGGCCGCACCUUGCCCCGGCCUUUGACACCAGCGGCUGAGCUACCUGCCCCAGCUAUCGGCGCACAGGGAAUAUCUCCGUACGGUAUCUCGCACGCACCGGAGUCAUCGGAAUUUCUCCUUCCACCUAGGUUACGACCAACGACGCGAGAUGACUCAGAGAGAUCUGGUUCGCCGGAUCGUUGGUCGGCGGCUGGGUCGAGUGUUAGCUCGAUGAGCCGGGAGAGUCGCUUUAUGUUGGAUCCCUUUGAAGACCAAUCAGUGGUUCAUUCAACUCGAUCUGCGAGCGAUGAGUACGAUGUCAAUACCCAGACUGUCUCAGAGAAGUUUAAUAUCACGCCUUCGGAUGGCUUGUUGCUUUUCCCUGAAGAUGUUGAAAAGGACGACUACCUGCAUAACCCGGACCCAUUGGAUAAAGACCGCGACUGCGACCUGUGGAACCGUCGUGGUAUUUUGAACAUGGGUGGUUUGGCGCUUUUGACAGUGGGGAUUUUGGUUCUGUUUAUUGGAUAUCCAGUUAUAACAUGGGUUGAAGGCGUUAUGAGACCUAAAGACGCAUGUCGUCCUGGGGACAUGCUAUGUCUUGAUGUUGGAGAAAGACCUCUUUUGAGUAAUCUGCGACAGGGUUUGAUUGACCCUGAUACCCCAAAAGAUGCUCUUACCAAGAUCAGUGCAGAAGGGAAAGAGUUGAAAUUAGUGUUUUCGGAUGAAUUUAAUAUGCCUGGAAGAACAUUCUACGAUGAGGAUGACCCUUUCUUCCAAGCAGUGGACUUGUGGUAUGGUGUGACCAUGGACAAGGAGUGGUACGAUCCCGAUGCUGUCACUACGAACGAGGGUGUCUUGGAAAUCCGAUUCGACGACUUCAAAAACCACGACCUUGCGUACAGAUCUGGAAUGCUUCAAAGUUGGAACAAACUUUGCUUCAAGGGUGGCCGUCUGGAGGCUAGUCUGUCUCUUCCUGGUGAUGGCCACAUCGAGGGUUUCUGGCCUGGUUUCUGGGCAAUGGGCAACCUUGCUCGUCCGGGUCAUGCCGCUACGACUGAUGGCCUGUGGCCCUACAGCUAUCAUGACGGUUGUGAUGCGGGCAUUACCCCGAACCAAAGCUCUCCAGACGGAAUUAACUUCUUACCUGGCAUGCGUCUCCCCGGAUGUGCCUGUCCUGGCUCUGAUCACCCAUCUCCAGGCCGCGCUCGAAGUGCUCCUGAGAUUGAUGUGAUUGAAGGCAGCACCCAGCCACUUUACGGUGCAGAGGGUGGGCCGUUUGUUGGUAGUGCAUCUCAGAGUUUGCAAACCGCGCCAUUUGAUCUCUGGUAUAUGCCAGACUAUGACUUCACUGCCGUCUAUGACUCCCGAAUCACACAAAUCAACGCAUACCGUGGAGGACCAUACCAACAAGCGAUGUCAGGCCUCUCGAACCUCAACCACCGCUGGUACAACGGCACAGAGUACCAAGUGUUUGCGUUUGAAUAUGAGCCCGGUGACAAGGGCAACGUCACCUGGUUCAUCGGGGCCGAAAAGUCAUGGACCAUUGACGCUCGCUCCAUUGGUCCCAACGGUAACAUUGGACAGCGUCCAAUUCCCCUCGAGCCUAUGUCUAUCGUCAUGAAUUUGGGUAUGGCGGACAACUUCGCCCCCCAGAACGCUACCAUCCGCGAGUACAUGCCCGCCUACCUCCGUAUCGACUAUGUUCGCAUCUACCAAGACCCCGAUAAUGAGAUGGUUACUUGCGAUCCCCCUGGAUAUGAGACGACACAGUACAUUAAGGAUCACCAGCGGGCUUACGAUAAUGCAAACCUGACUAGUUGGUCUGAAACCGGGUACCAUUGGCCUAAGAACAGCUAUAUGGAUACUUGUUGA